AAAAGAAACAUUAUGCUUCACUGAUAUGUUAUUUUACAGAUGCUGGAUGAAAAUUCUCAGUUAAUCAAAACAAUCACUGAGUAUCAGACUCAAGGGAAGACGCACGAGUGCUUUCAGUACCAGCAGUCCCUUCAUAGAAACCUAAUGUAUUUGGCUUCCAUGGCUGAUACUUCCCAAAACAUGGCACAACUUUUACCUCCUCCUCAAUUACCUCCUGGCCCACCAGGUCAAGUGAGUGAGGGACCUCCACAAAGUGGUCCCCCACCUCCUGGCCAGGGACCCCCAGGCCCACAUCCUCCUCCUGGUGCUUACCCUGGGCAGCAACCUGCACCUUACAGACCUCCAGGACCCCCUGGAAUGAGUGGUGGUACCCCAGGCCCAGGGUUUCGCCUGCCAUACGGUCAGCCACCCCAUGCUCAAGGCCCAUACUCACAGCCCUAUCCUCCCCAGGGCCAACAGUAUGGCCAAGCAGGGUACCCUCCAUCAUCAACUGGACCUCAGGUAUAUCCCGGAAAUUCAUCGACACCUCCAGCUCCUGGAACAAAAGGUUAUGGGACUCCUCCACCACCUUCCUCAACUGGAUAUCAGUAUACACCUCCUACAUCACAGCCUCAAACUCAGCCACAGCCCCAGCCACAAUCACAGCCUCCCCCACCUACAACAGUAUCUACAUCAGAACAUCAGCCCCCACAGUCGUACCCUGGAAAUAAUCCCCCUCCAUCUGGGAUGACCUAUACUUCCACACCAUCUUCAACAGCUCCAACACCAACUCCAUCUGGUUUUAGUGGACUCUCUCACUACCCACAAGGUCCACCAGGACCACCUGGUCCUCCUGGUGGUCCUCCUGGAGGUCCUCCUGGGCCCCCAGGUCCAUUGGGGCCUACUGGUCCGCCAAGUGGUCCUCCUGGACCUCCUGGUCCUACUGGUCCCCCUGGUCCUCCUGGUCCUCCUGGCGGUCCUCCUCCUCAAUCUUUCCAGAUGCCUCCAACUUCAGUAGCAGCUCCUCCUGCAUCUGUUGCAACUUCUCCGCCAGGCCAGCCUCCUCAUUCAGCUUCUUCAACUCCACCAGCAUCAUCUGCUACUCCUGUAGGAGGACCUCCUACACCUACAACAGUGCCAACUUCUAUGCCAAUGUACCCUGGUAGCCAACCUCCCCAGUCCCAGCCUCCUCCUCCUCCAGCACCACAGUCUACAGCACCUGCACAAACACAGACACCAACGCCAACACCAACACCGACACCAACCCCGACCCCAACAUCUCACCCAUCACCAGUACCUCCGCAGUCUUCACAGCCACAGCCACAACAGACGAGUUCUCCGAAUCCUCCGGCAGUUCCUUCUACUCCAACACCACCAGCAUCUCAGAGCUACACAGGCACACCACCACCACCUGUAUCCCAGGCUACAGCUCCCAGUCAGCCAGCACCAGCUAGUGCAGCUCCUCCUCCUCCACCUACUCAGCAGGCUCCAGGACCUUAUCCCCCACCUUCUCAGCAAUAUCCUGGUGGUGGGGCACAGGGAUAUCACCAGGCCUACCCAAGUCAGUAUCCUCCUGGCUCUCAGGCAGGAUACCCACCUCCUGGGCAGUAUCCAGGUGGUCAACCAUAUUCACAGCCAUAUGGGUCCUAUCCACCACCAGGCAGCCAUCCAGGCUAUGGAGGUCCUAUGCCUAAUGCUCAGCCAGCAUACCAGCAUCCUUCUGGUCCUGGAUAUGCACAGGGUUAUCCACCACCUCCUGGUAGUCAGUAUGGCCAGUACAGACCAUCUCCUGGCCAGGGACCUCCCCAAGGGCAGUUCCCUGGUUAUGAUCAGAGCAGAUAUCCUGGGUAUCAACCUCCCCCACCUCCAUCAGGUCCUCCAUCUGCUCCUCACUAAAUUGAUUUUUGAGAUUUGAUUAAUUUAUAGGUGGUGUCAUCAUCUUUAGAUUAUAAGUGUACUCAGAGUAUUUUUGUGUGUAUACUAAAUUUAUUAUAACUGGAAAAAUCUAGGUAGGCCUAAUUUUUCACCAUUGUAUGGUGUCAGUGGAUACCAGCUACUUAAUGGUACUAUAUUGCGCAUGCAUCUGUGGAUGCUAAGGUUACACAAAUAAUAGUUAUACAAUAUUGAGUACCUGAAUGGAGUAGUUCACUUCAACAGGAUCUUUGUAUGUAGAAUCUCUUUGAAUGACUAUUUUUAGUGUUUGGAUUUUUGUCAGCGCUUUCAUAAAGUGCUGAGUCUCAGUGGAAUGAGAAUUAAUCUUUUCCAUGGAAAAAUGCUGUGCAACAGCAUCACUAAUCAAAUAAUAUUGUCAUUUAGAUGAUAUUUGUGGUACUACAUGUGUUUGUUUCAUGUUCAUUAAGAAAGGAAUAGUUGUAAAUAUAAAGGUACAAAAGUAUUAAGAACAUGACAUUGGGAUGUUGUCUAACUUCUUGAAGGUUUUGUGUGUGUUGUACAGUAGCAGAUAAUCUGUUCAUUACAUAGUUCCAUGUCAUAGAAUGCUUGUUUGUCAGGAACUUGUCCUGUUUCUUCUCUUUGGACUUUGACUGGUAUAAUAUGCAUACAAGAUAGUUUGUGAUGUGGCUAUACUAAACUGUUGCCCAGUCUGCUGUGAGGGCCAAACAAUGUCUGGAUAUAGAAAAUCCUUGACAUCUUUCUCUCUUCCAUCCUCUCAGUGUCCCAGUGUUUUUUUUUUUUUAAAUGGUUACUUUUGAAAAUAUGAAUGUAGGGAGAAACAUGCUGGUAUUUAUGAAGAAUAUAAUAGUACAGUAUUUUCAAGUGGCUGUUUGGAAUGGUUAUUUAUCAUAGUUUUACUUCAGGAGGAAAGAAACUUAACAGGUGAGUAGGCAAUCAAGUAAAAUAAUUAAAAAGUAUUUAUCAAUGAUAGGUGUCUGAUCCAGUUACUAGGGUUGCAUUGGCAACAGUUUUCUAAAUUAUAAAAUUUUCUUGAUCUAGCAAGGGAAAGGUCUCAAAUAUUUUUCCUCGAGUUGAUGAAAGCUUGAAUAAUUUUGUUUAAUUAAGUGAUAUAUCUUUGGUGUGUACUUGCUGAAUAACCUGGGAAGAGGUGAAUAUAAGUGGUAGUCUUUGAAAACUUAUAGCUUGCUGAGUAUUGAUGUAAUUAGCCUGUCCUUAAACAGGAAAUACAGAAUGCUAUAGCCCUAUUUUUUCUGUCUAAAGUUAUUUGUUCAGGAGAAUCAUUGUAAAGUCAGUGGAAUGGAAGAAGCCAAGCAGAAGGCGGAGGACCUUGAAUCCUGGUCAUGCCAACAGUCUAAUGUGUUUCCUCUUUGGGGAUUUAACGCAUGUGUACAUAUGCCACAACCUGACUACAGACUAAUUUAGAUUGAUUUAUAAAUUUAUGAAGUAAUAAUUUAAUAUUAGUGGGGAACAACUGCCAACAUGGCAUUGAUGAUCUUGAAGUUUAGUUUAUCCUCUUUGCCUUGUAGGGAAAUUAAAGGAGCAACCAGUGCAUUAACUAGUGGCAUGCUAGGAAUCACAGUUGUAUUCACUCCAGUUCAUGUACAAUUGACGUUUGUUAACUGAAAAUUCUUAGGUGACUCACUUAAUUGGUAACUGAAAAUUCUUAGUUGAUUCACUUAAUUGUCAAACAAAUUUGGGCGUAUGAUUGAUACUACUAAGAAUCUGGGCUUGAAUCUUAAAUUAACAAAUCAUCAUUAAUGUUUUUAGUUCAAAAUUCCCUUUUACAGGUUAGAUGGUAAAAGAGUUGCUGGACUUGAAUCCUAAGCAACUUUGAUUAUCACAAUGAUCAUUGUUAUUGCAGAUUUUUAUAUUUGCUCAGACAUGCACUGACUUCUCAGUAUUGGCCCUCUGGCUUGUGCUCUUUAUGCCUGAACUUGCCAUUUAGCUUAUGUCUUCAUGUAUGCCGUUAAUCCUUGAUUUUCAAGGCUCUUUUAUUGAUUUUCAUCUUACUCCUUCUUAUCCUCUUGUUUUUUAACUGCAUUUUACCCCAUAACCAAAGCAUCUCAUUCUUAAGGAUUUCAUUCAGUCUCUUGAAUGCGUGAGUCUAUUUCAGUCAAGACUUUUGUACAUUUUAGGAAUAAGAAGUACAUCUCAAGCUCCUAGCCCCUAAUGACAACUAGGUUGUGUGUUGGGAAAGUGGAUGGCAUUAUUAUUUUUAUUAUUUUUUUUAUACUUAAACAUCGAGAAGUGUAAGCAGUUUACUCCUCGUAUAUUAUUGCAUAUGAUGAUAAUUUUUGUGUACUACAGUAGUAAGUAAUUACCAGAUUGCUGGUAUUAAGACUAGGAAGUACAGUACUUGAAAGCGACUAUUUUUGCAAGUUUAAAGGAAUCAUUUUGUCAAAUUUAAAUUGCUAUGUACAAUUUUUUCUUCAAUGUCAGGUACAGCAUAUAUAUUAUGCAGAUUUUUUUAAUCUUCUUGCUAAAAGAUAAUUUUUUCUGUAUUUAGCCUUCCAAUUUUAAAUGAUCAUGUGUUUGUAGAUUUGGGCUUUUAUAAUGUUCGGAAUUUAGCAACGAAUAUUUGAAGAGCUUGUAAUUUUUAUAUUUUAAAAAUGUGAUCAAAAUUGAGUUGGAGUAUCUUGCUCACUUGGUAGUUUAAUGUAGUUUCCAUACAUUAAAUCUUUAUGAUUUUCAAUGUGGUCAUCUGGUUGAUAUUAAUAAAAGAUUCAUUCCAAAA
Macrobrachium nipponense is the source of this 4627-nucleotide messenger RNA. RefSeq names its product basic proline-rich protein-like. The coding region runs from base 40 to 1875 and encodes 611 amino acids. Lineage: Eukaryota; Metazoa; Arthropoda; Malacostraca; Decapoda; Palaemonidae. The record is from RefSeq and is a predicted model, not a curated record. The transcript is spliced from 4 exons.